This is a messenger RNA of Brettanomyces nanus, 1506 nucleotides long. RefSeq lists its product as uncharacterized. Gene Ontology annotation, molecular function: D-mannose binding. Bases 1 to 1506 code for a protein of 501 amino acids. Lineage: Eukaryota; Fungi; Ascomycota; Pichiomycetes; Pichiales; Pichiaceae. The record is from RefSeq and is a predicted model, not a curated record. Gene Ontology annotation, biological process: endoplasmic reticulum to Golgi vesicle-mediated transport; Golgi organization; endoplasmic reticulum organization. Gene Ontology annotation, cellular component: COPII-coated ER to Golgi transport vesicle; endoplasmic reticulum-Golgi intermediate compartment; Golgi membrane. The transcript has a single exon.
AUGAUUCCACUCUUCAAUAGGCUCUGGCUUCUCGUAGUGGCUAGUGUUGCGGUGCUGUUGGUAGCACAAGUCUCUGCUCACGGCGAUUCGCAACAGCAGCAUCCAAUUGAAGAUCAAUACGAAGAUUCCAUCGUUGAUCCACUUUCCCUGCCUGAGUUAGUGAAAGUGCAAAAAAUCGAUGAGCUACAGAACAAUUGGUUAGUUCAAGACUCUGCUGAGUUUUUCGAAGGUCGUAUAUUGUUGACACCAAAGCCUGUUAUCAGUUCCAGCCACGAGCACGAGACUUCCAUGGGCUCCAUGUGGUCCUUGCCUUCCAAAAAAAAGGCUGGCUUGGACGAAGUGGAGAUCCAAUUGACCCUAAGAUCGAUCGGUUCAUUUGGCAAAACUGGAGCUGGUUUCUCUUUCUUCAUGGUAAACGAUGACGAUAAAGCAUUUGCUGCUUUCAACAAGAACAGUUUUGGAGGCCCUUCCAAAUUCUCUGGAUUGCAAGUGUCUUUGGAUUCCAAUCAUCCCCAGUUUGGCCCUGUCUUAAGAGUGUAUCUCAACGAUGGCUCUAAAGAUAUUCAGUUGGAUCAUGAUUAUUUGGGUGCCUAUAGAUACGAAUACCAGGUUUCUAACGUGCCUCUCACUUUGAAAAUUGGCUAUGCAAGGAACUGGUUGAAGAUCACCUGCGAUAAUAAGAUGCUCUUUGAGACCAAUAAGGUUUCCCUUGAUUCUGUCAUUCAGUCUCCUUACUUACGGCUGGGCCUCACUGCUUCCUCUCCAAAGGAUGUGAAGAGGUACGAGCAGUUUGAGCUUCUCAGACUGAAAAGUUACAAUCAAGUCAGUACAGAGUUAAGAUUAGACACUAAAGGAACAUUGAUGGCCAAACAUGCUGAGCGUUCGUCUAUAGAGCCUACAAACAAAUUCAGAAACAAAGUGGAAGCCAUGAGAGAGAAACUGAAUCAAGCCACGGCCGACUCUUCUGGCGAUUCAUCCUCUCUUCUGGGUGAUAUACUUGCCAAAAUCUCGUCCAUAGAAGGAACACUCCUGCAACAGCAGACAUCACCUGAGGGAUCUGAAGCUGCAUCUUCAGUUCAGACAAAUCUACAAAAGCAGAUCUUUCUAUUGUCAAAGACCAUGGAAAGAUUGACGGAUAACAUAAACAACGUACUAAGGAAAAACGAGGAGUUUUAUAAACAUUCAGAGAUUUUAGAAAGAAAAUACGAUAACUUGCAAGCACUACUCGAAAGGCAGGCCGAGCUACUUGUGAAUGCUGAGACUUCAUCGAAGACAAUUGGGAAAGCCUUCACACAGAAAAUUGAUAGCUUAGUUUUGACAUUGGGUGGAAUACACACUGAGUAUCUUAGCGGCUUGAAUGCCCAGAAUCCUCAAUUUGAAGCCAAAUUGAACGCUCUUGCGUCAUUCAUCAAAAUAAUCUUCUUGCCAUUGGUGUGCCUCUGCUUUAUAAUCGUGUUCUUGAUGUACAAACUAAGAAACGACAUCAAGCAUGCUAAGGUUCUAUAG